Molecule: messenger RNA, 1155 nt
Organism: Prorocentrum cordatum
Lineage: Eukaryota; Dinophyceae; Prorocentrales; Prorocentraceae
Source: the annotation of a GenBank genome assembly
AUGGCGCCUGGGCGCGUCUUCCCUGCGCCUAAGCGGGGCAAGGCGCGCGCUGUCCUCAAGACGGGGAAGCCCAAGCGGAAGGCCCCGAAGCACGUGCCUUACGUGCGGCACGGCAAGAGAACUUGCACGUCCAGGCCGGAGCGCGUUGCUUUCAAGAGGAACGUGUUCGAUUUCAUACGAGCAAGUGACCGCGAGAUCGUCGACAUGUUGCUCGAGGACCAGGACGUCCAGGGCCGUGGACCGCGGUACCGCUGCAACCACAAGGGUUGCCAGAAGUUCUCCUUGCCCCAGAGCGGGCACAUGGUCUUCAGCAGCGGCUCUGGCGUUGCCGCGGUGCCCUUGCAGGAACAGUCUGCCGUGCUUUUCGCUGUCGUGAACAACGCCCCCCUUGCCAAGAUCCAUGCGCUCACGGGCAAGAACCACAAGGCGAUCGAGAGCAUGAGCAAGUUCAAUGAUGCGUGCCGAAAGAGCGACGUGCAGCAGCAGGAGAAACUGAUUUCUUUCGGAGGAAAGGGGCGGACGUGGAAAGAUGUCGAGGCCGAUGAGGUCGACCUCAGGGGCGAUCUACUGCCUGAUCACGCGGAGCGAGCUGAGAACGAGCGGGUCCAGUGGGAGCAGUGGGGCGGUGUCAUCGAAAGAGGCAAUCGCAAGACAUUGGUGUUGACGCGCCUCAAGCCAAGCCUCACCAAGCAGAGGGCGCCAGGCCCAGGCGCGAUACGCUUGCCUGAUUGGACGCCGUUCGCUCACAAGAACUUGAGCAACAGGAACGUUGUGCUCCACACGGACGGGGCAAAAACGUACAAGGUCAAGGUCGAGGGGAUGCUCCACGACCACGUCGUGCACCAGAGGAAGCGGCUCGUGAAGAAUGGCAAGCCCGUGAAGAAGAACGGCCGCCAGGUGUGGGUGAAACCCACGUACGCCAAGAAGUUUCAGCAUAAACUUCCUGGUGGACGAGUCCUCAAGUGCAAAGGCGGGACCCAGAUCAUCGACAGGUUCUGGCAGCACUUGCGCGGCUUCAUCAAGACCAGGAAGAGCUCCGUUGGCUCGGUGUCAUUGAACGCCAGGGUCCGAUCGGCCCAGUGGGCGUACUGGCAUGCCAGCGAGGACCUGUGGCUGGAGACUGGCAAGAUGUUCAGCCGCUUGAGGGGGAAGUAG